Scatophagus argus is the source of this 3352-nucleotide messenger RNA. RefSeq names its product SRP receptor subunit alpha (gene srpra). Gene Ontology annotation, biological process: SRP-dependent cotranslational protein targeting to membrane. The record is from RefSeq and is a predicted model, not a curated record. NCBI's taxonomy places the organism in Eukaryota, Metazoa, Chordata, Actinopteri, Scatophagidae. Bases 174 to 2126 code for a protein of 650 amino acids. Gene Ontology annotation, molecular function: GTP binding; GTPase activity; signal recognition particle binding. Gene Ontology annotation, cellular component: signal recognition particle receptor complex; endoplasmic reticulum membrane. The transcript is spliced from 15 exons.
AAUGCAUCACAACGUUGUUUGCCAACCGCCAAUAAACGUCAAAAGAAGAAGAAGAAGCGCGUCACUUCCCGGUUCUGCAUCUGACGUGUCGAAAACAGUUUAACACUGGUAGUGGAUUUUACUCGUGGGGGAUUUAUUUUCUGUUGAAGUAUUAUCUGAUACGUGGUGGCAAGAUGCUAGAUUUCUUCACCAUCUUCAGCAAAGGAGGGAUAGUGUUGUGGUGUUUUCAGGGAGCCGGGGUCUCUGAAUCCUUCACUGGGCCUGUCAACGCUUUGAUCCGCUCCGUGAUCCUCCAGGAGCGAAGUGGGAACAAUUCCUUUACUCAUGAGGCCCUGAGUCUUAAAUACAAACUCGACAAUGAGUUCGAGUUGAUAUUUGUGGUGGGUUUUCAAAAGAUCCUGACGCUGACGUAUGUGGACAAGUUCAUAGAUGACGUUCAGCUCCAUUUUAGAGAUCGUUAUAAGAAUGAACUGGAGCAAAAGGGUGCUUUGAAGCUUCUCAACCAUAACUACGAAUUCGAGGAUGACUUCAAGAUGCUUCUUAGGGAGGCGGAGAACAGCAGCAAAGCGCGUAGCCCCGCCCCUAUGCGGACUUUUAAGGAGUCCGAGAAAUCCCAAAAAACUGUGAAGUCAAUGAUUGAGACAAAGAGUGGGGAAAAAGGCAAGGAACAGGGUGGCAAGAAGAAUAAAAAUACCAAAAAGGAGGCUCCUGCAGCUGAGCCUGUCAAAGUGGAUCAAAGCAAGACCUCAUCCUCUACGCAGAAGAUGGUUGAGAAUGGUAACCAGGGCUUGUCCCCUGAUGAGAUCAUGCAGAAGAAGCGAGAAGAAUUUUUUCGCAAGCGCAUGGGGGUAACUACUGAAAAACCAAGUAAGUCCCCAAGGCCUCAGAAGUCUAAGGAGAAACAAAUGCGUGUUUGGGACAUGGGUGGUAGCAGCACCAAGGACCUGGACUACAGUGAAAAGAAUGGAGACAGUUCCCCAAAUGGUGGUGAACAGAACCAGGAAGCACAAAUAGACCUGGGGAUGCCGCUAAGCUCCAUGAAGGGUGACCUGCAGUCUGUGGACUAUGAGUCCAGUGAGGAAGAGGAAAUGGAGGAGGAAGAGGAGAGAGUGGUUAUCAGUGAAACAAGCAAGACAAGCUCCAAAAAGGGUGGCGGUUUUGGGGGCAUGUUUGGGAUGCUGAAGGGCCUUGUGGGGUCCAAGAGCCUAUCCCGAGAGGACAUGGAGCCAGUACUGGAUAAGAUGAGGGACCACCUCAUCGCAAAGAAUGUAGCAGCCGAAAUUGCCUCCCAGCUCUGUGACUCUGUAGCCAAAAAACUGGAGGGCAAAGUCAUGGGCACAUUCACCACUGUGGCCUCAACUGUAAAGCAGGCCCUGCAGGACUCGCUGGUGCAGAUCCUGCAGCCCAAACGAAGGGUGGAUAUUCUGAGAGAUGUCAUGGAGGCGCAGAGCCAGCGGAGGCCUUUUGUCAUUACUUUUUGUGGAGUGAAUGGGGUUGGAAAGUCCACCAACCUGGCUAAGAUCUCUUUCUGGCUGAUAGAGAACGGUUUCACUGUGCUGAUCGCAGCCUGUGACACGUUUCGUGCUGGGGCUGUGGAGCAGCUCCGCACACAUCAGCGCCGCCUCAACUCUUUGCAUCCGCCAGAGCAGCACGGAGGACGGUUGGUAGUCCAGCUCUAUGAGAAGGGCUACGGGAAGGAUGCUGCUGGAAUUGCCAUGGAGGCCAUUGCCUAUGCCCGCAACCAGGCCUUUGACGUGGUGCUAGUGGACACUGCUGGGCGUAUGCAGGACAAUGCCCCGCUGAUGACAGCCCUGGCCAAACUAAUCGCAGUCAACAUGCCCGACCUAGUGCUGUUUGUGGGGGAAGCUCUGGUGGGAAACGAGGCAGUUGACCAGCUGGUGAAGUUCAAUCAGGCUCUGGCAGACCACUCCAUGUCUGACAAGCCUCGGCUCAUUGAUGGGAUUGUUCUCACUAAGUUUGACACCAUCGAUGACAAGGUUGGUGCAGCCAUCUCCAUGACUUACAUCACAGGCCAGCCUAUUGUGUUUGUAGGCACAGGGCAGACGUACAACGACCUGCGCAGCCUCAACGCCCGUGCUGUGGUCAGUGCCCUGAUGAAGGCUUAAAUGGCUGCAUGUUCUGCUGUUUAUUCAUCAUCUCAACAAAGCCAACAAAACCUUUGCCAUGCCGCCGUGAAAUGUUCCAGCCCUGCUAACCUGCGUAUCUCGUCCUCGUGUCCUGCCCUCUCUACUUUGCCUCAAGUGAACUCAUGCACAAGACAAGUGCGCACUAUGAAAGACAGAUCAUUUUGCUACAAAGUCAGAGGAGCCUCCCUUUGCAUCAUUUCUACUUUAUGGCCUAUGUUGAAAGGUACCUCAGAUCAGCUUGAGAUUAGAAAUAAUGAAGUCACAUUCAAAUGACAUUUUUGCUGCCGAAAAGGACCUAGGAUGUAAAUGUCAAUUUACUGGUUUAUACAGUAAAAACUAAAAACGAAAAAAACUCCUACCUGGCAUUCUGUCAGUCAGUUUUCCAUUCUUCAUGUUAAUGAGGUCAGGUUGUGAAGGCUUGCUGGAUAUGACAUUUCAGUAGCUGCCUGUGCCUGAGGAAAGCUUAAUGACCAUAGUGCCUAUCUGUCUCCAUUUUUUUUUUUAUUAAGUUAACACUUUUACUACAUGUGUGAUUAUUCAUCAAGAGUACUAUGGCAGUUCGUGUCAGAAAUCCUCUAGUUUUGAAAAGCAGUCUGAAUACGUUUACAUUUGUGCAUGAAGUGGGCCUGAACAUCAGCACAUACAGAUUAGGUGUUGUACUCCUGUCAAAAAUACAUAAAAAAAAAAAACCAAAUCCUCCUGAAAUAGUGAAGACCAGGCUCAGUCGAGACUGAUUGUUUGUAAGAUGGGGCAGUAUGUCAUCUCCUGAACAUUAACACAUGUGCUACACUAGUUACCUCUGCCACUGAGAAAGUGACCUCCCAGAGAUCCCCACCUCCACUGUUAACACAUUGUCAUCACAAAAUGGAGACUUUUAUUUCUGAGUUUAUUAGUUGAUGAUAAGCAGAAAGAUAUUUUGUUAAGACAACUGAGUUUUAUUUGUUGCAGGUCAUCUGUAGAUUUUCAGACUUUUUCAGACACCUUUUGUGUGGUCAUUUGAACUUCUUUGGCCCUUAAUUUGCCCACCCCCGAUUUAAUGUUCAUGUGUUAGAAAAAAAUAUAAGUCUUAAAUAUUUCAAGCCCCCUUUAAUUUGUGGUAGUGCAAUAUGAGAGAAUUAAGAGUUCUACAGAAAAUCUGAGCUAAUUUAUGAGAAUGUAAACAUUUCUAAAUAAAGCUGCUAUAUGCUAUGACAGCCUGUACGGUG